AGGUGUUCAUUGAUUAUAAAUGUGUUAUUUCUCAGUGUUUUAUGCAAGAAGGGGUGUUAUUACAUGUCGAAACACCAUUUUCAUUUGAAAAAACAAAUUUGAAUGAUGUUUUUUAAAGCUCGAUAAAUGAGUCGAGGCUAAUCGAAAGACAAACACGGCGGACCUGAAUGGGAUUGAGUGGACCUGAAUGGGAUUUUAGCAGUAUUAUAGCAAAAUCAACAAGUCCUUUAUGAUGUCAUAUUUAUAGUACACCUGUACACGUGUACUACAACUGCAGCCAUUUCGAUAUGAAGAUAAAGUAGAAUUGACUCUCCAUGUUGGCGUAGUAAAGUUAUAACCCUAUAACGACCAUGGGUGUGAAGACUCUGUGGCCAGUGUUAGAGGAGGCUGUGGACAGUACAGACAGGAAUGUCCCCAUACAAUCACUGCAGGGGAAACGAGUGGCAGUAGAUCUGAGUAGCUGGAUUAUGGAGUUUCAGGGCGUGAAGGUCAAGGGUGCUAGUGUUCCCUCCAAUUUGUACAUUAGAUCUUUGUAUUACCGUACCGUCGAACUGCUUGGAUAUGGUGUGAAAUUGAUCUUUGUUGCUGACGGAACUGCACCCAGAAUGAAGGUUGCGACAAUGCAGAGACGCCAGAAAGCCCAGCAUGGUGGGGCAGCUGGUACAUCAGAAGACACUAGCAGACAGCGCCUCAGGAUGAUGUCAGAAAAGUGCAGGGAGCUGCUGACCUACCUAGGCCUACCAUUUCUAUACAGUGAUGGUGAAGGGGAGGCUUUGUGUGCUUCUCUUAAUGCUCAAGGGCUGGUCGAUGGUGUGAUGACGAGUGACGUGGAUGCUUUCCUGUAUGGAGCUACAACAGUAUAUAGGAACUAUUGCUCACAGUCGGGGGUUGUUGAUGUGUACACAAUGGAGAAGAUUCAGGAGAAGCUGGGGUUAGAUCGGAGAGCCAUGGUGAUGAUUGCAUUGCUGGUGGGAUGUGACUUUUGUGAGGAAGGUUUGGAAGGUGUUGGGAUCAAGAAAGCUCUGACAUUGAUUGAUGACAUAAAAAAGCUGGGACAAGAUCCUCUUGACAGACUGCGUGGAUGGAGAAGUAAUGAAGAUCUUGACUCAGAAAAACAUUGCAAACGUAGAGGUGAAAACACCAGUAACAAGUUGGCCUCCCCUACCAAGCUAUGUCUGUGUUCCUGGCACAAGGAGUACAAGUUAGAGUUGAAGAUCAGGGAAAAGGCACUGGCAAAUGAAUCCUUUCCAAAUAAAGAAAUAAUUAAGGAAUAUUUAGAAGGCCAUCGACAUUUGGAAUCAUCCCCUCUAACCUUCAACCCAAUUGAUAUAUGCGGGGUAAAGACAUUCAUGACCAGAUUUUUCCGUUCUGUUAAUUCAAAAUUGGGGGAGUUUUACUCCAAUUUUGCCUUCGUCCUAGUCCAACUACAACUUCACAACAUGACGGAAUUCCUCACCGAAUCUUCAACUCUUACUCCUCUAAGAAUAACAAAUUGUCGCAAGAGACAGACAGUUCCCCACUUGGAAGUUCGAAUGGUCUAAACUAGCUGAAGACAGAGAAACAAGUCAGAAUUUCUACAUAGUUACAUCCGAAACCACUUGUUUCCGAAAAAAAUUUCCAGAUAUGGCAGCUGCGUUUUUACGAGAGGUAGAAAAGAAAGAAGAUGUUAAGAAAUCAGGCAUAAAGAGGAAGGCAGGAAAUCAGGAUGGCUGUCAACUACUUACAAACUUUUUCCAGUCUAAAAAAAAUUGUAAGUGAUUGAGUUCAGAAAACACCGGAACUGACUUGGCAGCUCGCCCACAGAUGGGUACAAGUAGGCCGCUAGCUCACGAAGCACACCAACUGUCAUAUACUCUUGAGAAAGGGAGAUGCUACAAAAUUGGAAAUUAAAAGUGUACAGUGGAUUAGUUAUACACUGAAAAAUUUUAAAGAAUACUUCUCCACUUAUAUGUAAGGAGAUCUGGUGAUUUGAUGAUGAUAUGAUGAAUUUAUUUUGUAAGGGCUGUCAUGGUAACCCCAAUGUCAGUAUGCAUAAUGAAUUGGAUGAAGUGAUUGGAAAAGCUUUUAUAUUAAUUCAACUUAAUUUAACUCAAUUUUUUAAUUGUACUUAUGGUUAUUUUGAUCUAGAGCACACAAUAUUGAUAGCUUCUAUACUUGUAAUUGUGCAUUUUGAUUGUACAAUCUAUGUCCCAGAGUAUUUCAUGUUGUCUAGUGGCUGCCCAUGUGUUCAAUCAAAUUGAUCAUUUGACAUUUUCAACAAAUCUUGCUUCAUCAACGUGACAUGUUGUUGUAAUUUCCUAAGUAAGAGCCUGGUUAUUUUCAAUAGUUUUACAAUUUUUCAUACAUCAUGAUAUUUUUCAUAAUUUUUAGGUCACCUGAGACGAAGUCUCAAGUGACCUAUUCUAAUCGCCUUUUGUCCGUCGUCGUCGUCCGUCGUCCGU
Pecten maximus is the source of this 2441-nucleotide messenger RNA. Its product is annotated as flap endonuclease GEN homolog 1-like. Bases 351 to 1541 code for a protein of 396 amino acids. Gene Ontology annotation, molecular function: DNA binding; 5'-flap endonuclease activity. The transcript is spliced from 12 exons. Lineage: Eukaryota; Metazoa; Mollusca; Bivalvia; Pectinida; Pectinidae. The record is from RefSeq and is a predicted model, not a curated record.